Molecule: messenger RNA, 1356 nt
Organism: Candidula unifasciata
Lineage: Eukaryota; Metazoa; Mollusca; Gastropoda; Stylommatophora; Geomitridae
Source: the annotation of a GenBank genome assembly
AUGGAGAGCGAGGGAGUACUUGGGGUUCAAACCUCUCAGUCCACUCGACCACCUGGCGAUGCAGGGCCGGAGAUGACCAGUGAGGAGAAGAAAACAGCUCUUGUGGCCAUCACCACAUUCAUGGCAGCCAUCAUAGCCCUGGGUACAAUAGGUAACGUGCUGGUUAUUCUGGCCAUCAUACAGACUAAGAAGCUGCAGACCGUGUCCAACCUAUUCGUGGCCAACCUCAGCACCUGCGACCUCAUGUUUGUCACCAUCGUCCUACCUGUCAACAUGUACACUUACUUGUGCAACGGAUGGCAUCUACCUAUGAUCCUUUGCAAGUUUGUCGGCUUCCUGUGCUACACACUGACAGGUACAACAAUAAUAACCAUCACACUGAUCGCUUGGAACCGGUACAAACUGGUAGUUGACGUCAGCCGGUACAAACAGUUGUUUCGGCCCAGAAACAUGGCGGUGAUGUUAGCGGCAUCCUGGGUAAUCCCGGUUCUGUGUUUACAGCCAGCAGUCUUGGAGAAAUGGGGCCACUUCGGCUACAUCCCGAUGUUGUCAAGCUGCAACCUUGGCCUUGAUAACUCCAGUCAAAGUUUCAAGAUAUUUUUGCUCAUCGUUCGUGCGGCCAUACCUUGUGGCCUCAUCAUUUACUUCUACAGCUCUAUCUACGUCACCACACGCGAGUCUCACCAAAGACUAUAUUGCAUAUCUCGAUCCGGCAGCAACGUUAUGAAGCAGCUAAACCACAAGAGAGAGAUGCGUUUGACCAGAAUGAUGAUCGCAAUCUUUGUAGUCUUCGUGUUAAGUUACUUCCCCUGCACGAUCUCCAGUGUCAUUGAUUGGAGCAAAGUUCUCAGCAAAACUAUCCAUAUGUUCUGUCAGACGUCUAUCUUUCUUGGAAGCGCAGUCAACCCCUUGCUCUAUGGCUUUAUGAAUGAACAGUUCCGCAAGGCCUACUACCGAAUCAUCACCUGCAAAGUCAUGUUUCGUCGAGGUAAGCAAGGGCCAGCUGCUACAAGAGAGACCACGUACGUUGACAACAACGAGGGCAAACCAGAUGCAACGUCAGACGAUCCUUCCGUAAAUACAUAUCAAGAGUCGCCCCCAAACAAAAGCAGACUGUUUCUGAUGCCAGAUGACAGUAUUUCUGUGUCUCCGGCUACUUCUCCGUGCUUGACUGACACUAGACAAGAUCUGUUGUUUGUUUCCGAUAAGGGUGGUCUUAGGAAUAUGCCGAGCAAGUGUCAACGCUCUCCUGGAAGUGACAACACUUGUCAGUGGCAGAUAAACGCUGACACAGAGGCGCUAUGUCAGCUGUCGCCAACUCAGAACAUGUAUGGUUUUCAGAAUAAUUCAGUUUAA